This is a messenger RNA of Ruditapes philippinarum (Manila clam), 673 nucleotides long. RefSeq names its product CDGSH iron-sulfur domain-containing protein 3, mitochondrial-like. Gene Ontology annotation, cellular component: intracellular membrane-bounded organelle. Bases 160 to 522 code for a protein of 120 amino acids. The transcript has 4 exons. Gene Ontology annotation, molecular function: 2 iron, 2 sulfur cluster binding. Lineage: Eukaryota; Metazoa; Mollusca; Bivalvia; Venerida; Veneridae. The record is from RefSeq and is a predicted model, not a curated record.
AAAUGUAAUUGGCUAAAUUAGUGCCUCCCUUGUGUCGAAAGAAUCAAGGUCAUAGUUGAUUUACAUGUGCAUUAUUUAUAUAUUUUUAAUUUAUUGAAGGAAGAUAAAGUUUUAACUGUGGUAAAUCAAGGAUCGUUGCUGAAAGUUCUUACGUCAGUCAUGGAUGAAAAAAAUACUGAACUGCACGGGGCUGUUGCAAUGUAUGGACCAUGCACUGUGAGAGAUUUAAAAGUGGGAGAAACGAAAUAUUGGUGUAGAUGCGGCCUCAGUAAGAAUCAACCUUGGUGUGAUGGAUCUCAUAAGGACACUGGUAUAAAACCCUUAAAAUGGACAGUUGACAAAAGUCAAACACUGUUCUUUAUUUGUGCAUGUAAACAAACUAAAAGUCCGCCAUAUUGUGACGGUAAUCAUGUGAAUGCGCCAGCGGAAGUGGAAAACCGGAAGAAGAAUUGCUCACGUGUCGACAAUCAUGUGGAACAGUGUAAACUAUGUACGAACUGCGGAUGGGUGCCAGAUUUUUAACGUUUUGUAUAGACUAUGAGUUUUGUGAUGUAGACCUAUGAGCCCUGAUUAUAUGUCGAUCUUGUGUUAUUUUGUUCGUAUAUAUUGUGUGAAAUAAAUUGUAUAAUUAUUGCGGUAACCAAGUCAAAUAUUCUAUGUUAUCAUAUCUGAA